Messenger RNA from Musca domestica (house fly), 17778 nucleotides. It is a transcript of the gene rudhira, whose product is annotated as titin. Gene Ontology annotation, biological process: response to starvation; autophagy. The record is from RefSeq and is a predicted model, not a curated record. The transcript is spliced from 9 exons. Gene Ontology annotation, molecular function: protein binding. Lineage: Eukaryota; Metazoa; Arthropoda; Insecta; Diptera; Muscidae. Bases 2669 to 10786 code for a protein of 2705 amino acids. Gene Ontology annotation, cellular component: cytoplasm.
CAAAAAAAAAAAUAAAAGAAACACCACCAAUCGUCAGUCAGCCCGCCUCCCCCUUCCACAAAAACAAUUCGUUCUGUUGAUGAUUUUGGAAAACAAAGGAAACACUGAUGAACAACGGGCAUACAAACAAUUUUUGUAUUUGGUUGGUGGAGUGCAACAAAAUGAAGUGCCAGUGGUAGCAAGCAAAAUGCAGUGCAGUGUGUAAAAAGUGUAAAUUCUGAAAAAAAAAGAACGAAUGAACGAACGGAAAAAAGUAACUACCUAUCCAUUAACAAAAUGAAACGUAAUAUGUGAUUGUGAAACGACAAAAAAAAGAAACGAAACUCAGUAAAAUUUUCUGGAAAAUAAAAUUGGAAACGAACCUCCCACAUCAAAAUCCUUUGGCAAAUUGGAAAAUAGUGUCAAAAAAGUGUCCAAUGUUUAAAAAUGAGUCAAGGUUUUUGAAAAAUAAAAUCAAAUUCAACCAACCAGACCCCCUACGCUCCGCUCAAGCAGCCAGCCAGCCAUUACAGUCCAAACAUCUAUUGCUCUUACUGAAGGUCAUUACAGAGGAAAUGAAAAACAGGCCAGAAUAAAACGAAAAAUUUACAUAUCACCAGUGUUGUUGUUGCUGCAGCGCCAGGAGGUGGAGGACGUCAACGAUUUUUUAUUUUAAUUCGCAACAGUGUUUCGUGCGUGUGUUUUUGUCGAAAAUCGCAGAUGUGAAGGCUUUGUUUAAAAUCCUUUAAACCCCCAGAAAAGGGAAUAGUGAAUCCAUUGACCAUCCAGUGUUUUUUGAACAUCUUUCGUUGCCCCACAUCUCCCACCCCUUGAAUUUUAGUUUUAUUUUAUCGUUGCUGUGACUGGUUGGACUCUUUCAUUCCCCCUACUCUUUGUUGUGACUUUGACUUUGGCCAAGAACAGCCAAGGAACGAACCAGAGACUAGCAUUUGCAGCCGCAGUGGGGCACAGAAACGACGACGACGACGUCGUCACCAUUGUGUGGAAUACUCGGGAAUAAAGUACACCGAAAAAAAGAACAUAAAAGUCUAAUAACACAAAAAGAAACACUACAACCAAAUAAAUGAAAAUAAAAAAAUUUACACACAAAAACAAAGAAUAAUAAAAAUUAAAAACUAACAACAACAAAACCCAUUGGCUGCAACAGUGACGGACAGAAUUAAUUGGCAGCGCAGCAACGUCGAACAGCUGCCUCUCUAACAACAAACAAAAGACGAAGCAGCAAGUAAAACGUAAUAACAGCAAAAAUAAAAAAGAGACAAAAUGGUGAAAACAACGUAGGAGAAGAAGAGGAAAAUCAAAAUAAAAACGAAAGAAAAAUAAACAAUAAUAAACGAGCAGCAACAACAACAACGUCAUCCAAUUCUCUAUUGCAUUUCAAAACAGAUGAUUUUUGUUUUGUUUCUUCGCCUCCUCGUCACAACACCCUCUCGUUGAACAACAACAGCAGCAAGUUAUUCUCCCUCCAACCACAAUUAACUCUCUCUCUCACACAAAGUAAUUACCAGCAAUUGUUUUGUUUGAGACACAUGAAUUGAGAGAACGGGCAAAGAUAUAUAAAGAGAGAGAGAGCUCCCCCUUUAACUUCUCACUUUGGUGUUUGUUUGUUUAUUUAUUUAUGUGUGGAUAGACGACAGACCCCCAACCCAUUUGUUGUUGUGUGUUUGCUUUUUUUUGUUAUUCAACUGCUGUGAUCGCCUGUUCAACUCCAAGUGCAAGACCAGUCCAUGUAAACCCCGUUUGCGCCCGCUUUUGACCAGAACAACUUGAUUGUUUCUUGCAAAACAUUUGCUUUUGGCGAUCGGAAGUUUGACGACGACAGCUGUUUUAUUUAACACACAUUCUUCGUCUUGGGAUGUCAUAAUUUUUGUUUUGUUUGUUAAUUUGUGUGCUGUGAACAACGACGACAGAGGUGAGGUGGUGUCUUGAUCUCGCCCAGCUCAGCUGUUAAAUGACAGUGGCUUUGUCUUAAUUGCAGCAGGCAACCAACAACCAACCUAUGGACUAUAAAUUUUGAAAGAAAUUGACGACGUCGACGACGAUAAGAAGAAGAAGAACAAGAAAAUAUCACACCGCAAUUGGUUUGCAACGUCAUUUUCAAUAAAUAUAGAAAAAAAGUAUUGAUCGAAAGUCGUGAAAACAAAAGAUUGUUGCUGUUGCCGAAACAACGGAACACCUCCAGCCAUAAGGCUUGGCUGCUGCAGCAGACAGACUGUCUCCAGUUAUAUGACGACGACAAAAGCAACUGUCUGAUUGCUGAAUUAAAAGAAAAAUAAAAUUAAUAACAAAAUAACAACAACAACAAGAAAAAUACAACAACAACAAAAGAAGAAAAAAAUCAAUAAAAAAAAAUAAAACUGCACAAAAAAAUCAAAUUCAUUCAUUGGUUGGAGAUCUCCAAUAUUGAAUAACAAUCAAAUAAGAGAGCAAGCUCUCUUCCCUACCACUCUUGCGAUUUUUUCACUCUCUUGGAGUUGUAAAACACUUCGAACGAGAGAUUUGAAAAAAUCCUAAAAUUUAAUCCAAGGAAAGAACAACUAAAAAACUGGAGAUAAAUAAAUAAAAGAGAGUAACUAUCACACACAAGAGAUAAUACUUCCUCUCCCUUCUUCCCUAUCACCCCCGCACCCCUAAACAAAUCAAAAUUUAAGACGACGAAGCAUUCAAAAUGUCUGCCGAUUCCCCAAGACGUUCGCUUAACACUGCACGAGGCCUUGUGGCCGUACCCUCGAUUGUACCACCCCAGGUGGUAAGUGACAGAUCAAUUCUGGACUCGGCCAUUGGAUUAUUCAAUGAGGUAACGCUGGCCCAUCAACCGCACACAGAUCCCAAAGAUACCAUAACCUGGGCCCGUUUCGAGACAGCCGCCGACAUCAGUGAUCCUCGCUUUGGAGAAGACUGGGAAUUGGAUGGCAAUGUGGCACCACCGCUACUGCUGAUCUUGGGCUAUGGUCUGGGCGUACAAGUCUGGGCCAUACCCGCCAACGGUGAAGCUGUUGAAGUACUCUCCUGGCGUCAUGGCAUUGUGUCGGCCCUGCGUGUCCUACCCACCCCCUCCACAUCGUCGAGCAUUGAAGAGAAUGGACGGGCCGAUGAGCCAACCGAUGCAUUUGCCGAGAAGCGUCCACUAAUUGCAUUGGUCGACGGCAGUUCAUCAUCGGGCUCCCAGCCUCAGUUUUGUGCUGUGAAUUUUAUAUCCCUUAAGACUGGUACCCAAGUUAAAGCGAUCAAAUUUAAGAAUCCCGUCAUCGAUGUCUUGGCCAAUCGUUCGUCGAUUGUCAUAACAUUUCAUGAACGUAUUGCUGUGUUUGAUGCUCGAACGCUGGAGGAUCGUUUGUCCAUAACAACCUGCUAUCCAAGUCCGGGCAUCAACCCCAAUCCCGUGGCCUUAGGCCCUCGUUGGUUGGCCUAUGCUGAACACAAAUUGCUGCACUCAAAGCGCAGUGGUGGUGGCUGUGAUGGUGAAGGUGUGGCCAGUUAUACGGCCACGGUAUUAAAUGCCUCAAAAUCGUUGGUGAAGGGUCUGCGAGAGCUGGGUGAACAAGUGGCUGCCGGGUUGACUGGUACCACGGGCAGUGGUACAAGUUCGAAAAAUACUUCAUUUGAUUCGGGCACCGGACCAGAUGCCAAACAACCUGGCAUUAUAACCGUUAUAGAUAUAAAGAAUCCCCUGAGAGAUUACAGUCCCACCACGGGUGUACCCAUGUCGAGUGCCCAAACUGCUGGCACUGAUCCCAUAAUUGCCCACUUUAUUGCCCAUUCUGAGGCUUUGGUGGCCAUGGAAUUCGACAACUCGGGCAUGCUGUUAGUGACAGCUGAUCGUAGAGGCCAUGAUUUCCAUGUCUUUCGCAUACAACCCAAUCCGGUGGGUCCUAGUUUGGCGGCAGUCCACCACUUGUAUGUUCUCCACCGUGGUGAUACCAGUGCCAAAGUGCAAAAUAUUGCCUUUUCAUUGGAUUCACGUUGGGUUGCGGUGUCGACGUUGCGUGGUACAACUCAUGUUUUUCCCAUUACACCCUAUGGUGGCCCCAUGGGCGUACGAACCCACACAUCACUGCAUGUGGUGAAUAAGUUAUCACGUUUCCAUCGUUCGGCUGGUCUUUCCGCUGAAGGACGUUCCAAUUCACCCAUUUCACAUUCGGAAAGUACCACCUUCUCGCUGUCUCUGCAACCUUAUCACAAUGCUACACUACCACCAUAUCCAAGACCAACAGUGGUAAUGCCAUUGGCUCAAUUGCGUCAGCCAUUUGCCUUGGGCUCACCACCAGGCUCCGCCACCUUGGCGGGUGGUAAAUCUGGCCCAGCUGGACCUGGUUCGGGAUCUCAGAGACAAAGGUUGUCCUCCUUGUCCGAUGAUAGUGGCAAACCUUUAAGUGUGUGCGCCAUUUUUGCUAAAUCACGAUCAUGGUUAUUGGAUCCACCCAAUGUGACACGAGAAGCUCCGCAUCGCAUGCAAAGGAAGGCCGUAGACUCAUUGUUUGUCAUGGCCGGACAUGGAGCUCUCAUACAAUAUGAUUUGGAUACAAAACUUGCCUCAAAUGUUGCCAAAGAAAAGAUAUGUGAUGAUACACCCAUUGAACUGGAAGUUGAAGCCAAGGCCCAGUGGAAUUUGGGCCGACGCAAAGAAGGAUCUCAAGAGAUAAUGCCGCCCCUGUCCUCGGACAAUUGGUUGGUGAAAAAUCGCAAUUCCUGCAUGUUAACCGAUAGUACACGGCAAUAUGAUGACUCCGAUGAUCGGGGUGAAUCUUGGCUGGCACAAGUUGAAAUUGUAACACAUGCUGGACCGCAUCGUCGUUUGUGGAUGGGUCCACAGUUUGUUUUCAAAACCUAUAAUACACCCAGCGGGUCUAACUUGAGCCAUGUCGAUAGCGAAGCUGUUGAAAUUGGCACUAACAAGGCUGCCGCUUCAACAAAGCCCGAUCAUUCAAGUCCCUUAAAUAUGCCCCUGUCGGCUGGUGGACGUUCCAGUGCUGUACCCGUGCUCAUUGAAUCGGGAUCUUAUAGCAGCAUUGAACAGAGUCCCAAAUUAAUGGACCGUUUUCGCCACGAUCACUUGGACUCCGACUAUUCCGUGGCGCAUGGUGAUACUCGUCUAAAAGAAGAUUUGGCUGAUGCAAUGCGUGAAUCACCCUCCGUAUCGACCGCAUCAAAAGAAUCUGGAGGUCGUGGUUGUGAAACGACAGGGUGUUCUAGUGAUAAUAUUGCCUUUUACGAUGCAUUGGCCGAACACGACGACGACUACGAUCACGAUGACCAGGACAAGGAUUAUCUGCACCACAAUCGUAAUGCCUCGGCAGCUGCCCUGGCAUCGGCCUUACCCAAUAUCCAUUCGUAUGAUAAUAGUUCUAGUUAUGAGUCCAUAGAUUCGCUAAAGAAACCCAAUGUGUCCAUAGAGAAGAUAGUGAAUCCCCUUGGAACAGUCACCACGGUGACUUCGUGCCUCACGGCCGAGGUUAAAACCGACAUCUUGGAUGAGGUAGUCUCGCAGUUGGCGGCAGAAGACACUGUGAUUCAUGAGAAUUGCGAUGAGAGUCUCUUUCGCCCUGUGGUGGCCAUCUUUUGUGAUGAAAAAACGCGGCUCAAACAGGAAGAGGAUGCGCGCAAAGAACAGGAGUUGUGUCAACCACCUGAAAAUAUAAGUAAUAAAUUAAUUGUACCCGUUAUUGCGAAGGAGGUCGACGAUGCUCUCAAUAAGAAAGAGAAGCAAAAAAAUAAAUUAUCAAAGCAAAGAGAUAGCAGUAGUGAGACAUUGAGAGCCAAGGAGCAGCAGAGUAAAUUUGAAGAGCUUUCCUCUUUGAAUAGGAAAUGUAAAGUGGAAGAGAAGCCCAAAGCAAAAGAAGAGCAAGUAGCAAAAGAGUCAGGUGUUGCAAAAAAUGAGAAAAAAGAGGAAACGAUUAGCGUAGAGAGCAAGGAAGAGAAAAUUGAAAAGAAGGAUGAAAAACUAAAAAAGGAAAAAGUCUCAGAGCAAAUGCCUGUGAUGGAAAGGUCGAUGUCAUCUCUUGUGAAAACUAAAGAGAGUGAGAAGAGUAAGAACUUGACAAAGGAAGAGCUCCCAAAAUCAUCUUCUCAGUCAGUAAAAACAGCAGAGAAGGAGAAGACAGUUUCUUCUUCCUGCAAAACAAAAGAGAGUGUUAAGAGCAAGUCUUUAUCGGAAGAAGAGACUUUGCCGGUCUCAAAAACCGAAAAUAAAACCUCAAUGAGUAAAUCGAGGAAAAGUGAAGAAAGAGAAUUGGUGGUAGAGAAGAAGGUGGCAGUCAAAGAGACAACAAAACCCAACCCAUUUGGUGAAAGCAAAAAAUCAACUUCUGAAAAGGAAUCGAGUCCCAAACCAUCGACCAAAAAAUCGCUGAAAACUUCUACAACCACAGAUGAUUCCGAGGAGGAUAGAAAUGCUACUCCCGAACGAGAAUUGAGUCCCAAACCAAGUAACGCCACAAAAAAGGCCUUGAAAUCGUCUACGACCACUGAUGAGUCAGAGGAUGAUAAGCCAAUUGAGUUUAAGAGGAUGACUCCCGUCAAGGCUGAAAUAAAGCCGGCAACACAAAAGCCUUUAACCAAAAAAGAAUUGAAAAAACAACAGCAGCAACAACAACUACAAAAGGCAAAGGAGGAAGAAAACAAACUGAAGGAAACCGAAAAGAACAAAAAAGAAAUGGAACAAAAGAAGAAGGAGGAGGAGGAAAUAUUGAAAAUGGCCAAGAAAUCUAAGGAAUCUGAAGAAUUACCAGAGGAACCUGCAGAAGUCAGGGCUACUCAAAAAGUUACACCAAAAAAUGAUAAUCAGAAGACAAUUAAGGAAGAUUCCAAGGAAGAAGAAACUAAGAAAGUGGUGAAGGAAGAUGAAAAAUCCUGUAAAACCUCCUCAGAGGUCAAAAGGUCUGAAGUUGCAUUAAAAGAGAAUGAAAACCCCCAAGCUGCCAUUAAAUCCGAGAAAACUGCCCCAAAGGAAAAUGAUAACAAAAGCUCCCAAUUAGACACAGCCGAAUCCCCCAAAACUGCCAAGAAAAUCCAGAAUGACUCCCCCAAACCCAACUUGGUAAAGACGGAACAAUUAAAUGUCAAAGAUUUGGCUGAUAGCCUUAUAGAAUUGGAUAGCCAAGAAGAGGAAAUGAAGAAAGACGUUGAGGAAGAAAAAACCACACCCGUCUUAGAAGCCGUGGAGAUAUUUAAGGCUCCUGAAGUAAAGCCAGCUAUUUCAAAAAAGAAUAAAAAGAAGGGACAAAAAUCGGGUUCCAGCUCUGAGUCCGAGGAAGUUGUGGAGGUACCUACAGAACCUACAACCUCUAAAAAAGAAAAGAUGGAGACAAAUAAAAAAUCCUCUCUUAGUUCUGAGGGAAGUUCCACAGAUUUAGCCGACAGUUUGCUGGAGAGAAAGGAACGAGAUAUGGAGCAGACAAUGUAUAUCAGCUUCAGUCAAAUUGAAGAGCGUAAAGCCAAAAGUGAUGAAUUAAAGGAAGAGAAAAAAUCAAAAUCUCAAGAAAAAAUUGCUAAGAGGGAAGAGAGUCCUGAGCCAAACUCUAAAUCCGAGCAGAAAACUCAAUUGCAAGCCAUAAAGAAAAAGGAUAUUAAAGAGCAACCAGUUGAGGAAACUCGCGAAGUCAAAGAAAAAUCAAAAUCUGAAAAUGAAAACAUAAAAGAAUACAAAAUUAGCGUAAAGGAAGAGGAGCCCAAAAAGAAAGAAGCUACUAAAUCUUCGAAAAUUACUGCAAAGGAUGACCCACCAGCCACGAAAGAAAUCCAAACAAAAACAACUCAAUCUUCAGAUAUCGAGGGCUUCACAAGUUUGGAAUCGAACACCGGCAAGACUGCUAUAGGUAAUCUAAAUAAAGAUGAAAAUAAAGACAAGACUGAAAAGUCAAAGAAAACAUCUAAAGAAGAACCCGACACAGUUAACCAAAAGGUGUCUGAAAAGGCUACCAAAUUAAAUGUUGAUCCUGCCGACAUCAAAAAGGUCGUAUCGGAGAGCAAAAAGAGCGAGCCUGAUAGCAAACAAGAUGAUGCUGUGAGUAAGAAGAGCGUAGCCGAAAGUAAGCAGAGCAUAACCGUAAGCAAAACCAAGGAAGCUGAGAGUAAACAGAACACAGCACAAAAAGAGAGUCCUAAAGCGGAAGUAAUUGCAGUGAAGAGCGAAGAAAGCAAGAAGUCGGCAAUGAAAUCAUCUGAAGUAACAAAGGAGAGUACCGAAGGCGAAAAAGAAAAACCUUCGGCAAAGCCUGUGAAGGGAAAUGAGAAAACUAAAAGUGUCAAAGAGAGCAGUGGCGAAGAAGUGAAAUCUAAAGGUAAUACAGAAAGUGAAGACGAGAAAUCUUUGGAGACAACUGUCACCAUAAAAUUGAAAAAAUCACAAUUGGGCGAAAAGAAAGUCGAAAAGAGACCCACAAAAGGCAGUGAAGAGAACGAAAAAGAUGCAGACGCUUGGAAGUCAAAGAAACCCGAGCAAAAAGCUAAGGAUGAUAAAGCCGUAGUACAAGAGAAAACAUCAACAUCAACUGAUAAUGCAUCCGUGAAGAACGAAUCCGAUAAGACCUCCUUGGUAAAAACAAAGAAAACCGAGGCUAAGGAAAAGGUCGAAGACGAAAGCGAUAAAGAAAAAAUAGUUACCAGCAAAGAAGACGAGCACAAGAAAACUUCACUCAAAGUCAACAGAGAAAAAUCAGAAAUCAAAGACGACAAAGACAAAACAAUGGCGACCAAGGAAGCGAAGAAAGAAGAACCCCUGAAAACUCUCCCUGAAAAAGAAAAACCAAAACAAGGCAACAACAAAACACCAGGCAUCUCUGAAAUUCCGAAAAAGGCAAACGAAAGCAAAAAAGAAACAAAAUCAGAAGAAAUUUCACCCAAAGAAUCCUUUGUUUUAAAAUUAGCCAAAAAGGACGAAGUUGUUGUGGAACAACCUAAGCUGCAAAGGAAAGAAAAAGACCCGGAGGCAGAAAAACCCAAACCCUCUUUAGAUGCUAACAAAGAAGCCUUGAAAACUAAAACCACACCGCCAUCCUCACCCAAAAAGAAACAAGAAGCUACAAAGAAAUCCGAAAAUGAGAAACCUUCCAAAGAGGAAAAAGAAACGAAAUCAGAAAUAAACAAAACUCAAGUUGAAGUCGAAAAGAAAACCACUUGGGCCAACAUUACAAAACAAGACAAAUCAGCUGAGGACAAAACCACGAAAAAAGAAUCCAGUUCGAGUGGAGAAGAAUAUAAAAUUCGUGUUGUGGAGUCAUCCUCAAAGGACACCCUGGAUGGUGCGGGUAAAAACAAAAAGCCCUCCACUUCAAGUGGUGAAAAAUCCAUGACACCCACUUUACCACCACCACCCGUUGCCUCGGCUUGGAAGACCUUGAGUGGAGCGGAGAUGAUAUCACAAAAUCUUAACAAACAGGAAUCGACAAAGUCGCAGGUGUCUCCCUCCCAAAGUGGAGGAGCAAUACCCAAAUUUUCUAAAGCCACGGCAAGUGAAAAACUACUACCCGAACUGCCCACUCCCAAAGAGGCAAAAGAGCCUUUGGGUUCAUCAAAAACUGCACCUUCCACCAAGAAAUCUAAAAACUCUCCCACGGCCUUAGAUGAUUUUCCCAUCUUAAAACCCUUGGAUGCAUUACCACCUUUGCCUUCUCUAGAGCCGCUGGAAUUGUUAAGCGACAAAUCCAGUCCAAAUCUCAAAGACAUUAGCUUGAUUAAUUUCGAAAGUCCUCUCCAGGAAAAUCCUGCCUUAGAACGUAAAAUAACACCACCGCCACGUGGUUUUACCGAACAAAAUCUCAUCUUUGCUCUCUGCGGUUCGUUGCACUAUGAAAAUGAACAACGGUCCAGGGUGACUCCAGAGAAAUCUGAUGUUUCUCCCACAACUCCCUCGUCAUCGAAUCGUUCUUCAUCGGCCCUGGAUGAACCCUCAAUGGCCGAUUAUAAAUCGCUAACCGAAAAUGACGAUCCCUAUAUCAGUUUGGAACAAAGCUCUCAAGACACAUACACCACCAACACCAAUACAACCAAUGACAAAUUUUCUUCCUCCACAAAUUCCUCGGGCACCGAGGAAAUCAUCAUUAUGGAGGAGAAGAAAAUGACCAAGAAACAAAAACGCAAACGCCAACAGCAAUUGCUGGAAUUGCAAAAACAAAAGGAACAACAAUUGCAGCAACAACAUCAUCAUCACCAUUCCUCCCAUCUCAGCCACCAUGAUGUGGAUGAUGAUGAGCUGAGGCCCUUGAUUGCCAUGAGUGAAUCACAAAUUGAAAAUGUUGCCUCUGCUGCCGCUGUCAAUCCCUCAACUUCGCCAUUGCCCUCUUUGCUGGAUGAAAGUUUUACCAUGAAGCCCCUGAUUGGUAAGUCGAAUACCCUCAAUCACUCGACCACCACGGACAGUGAGGGUCCCAUGCCGGCCACAACUUCGGAUGAUAAUGUCUUCAUAAUGCCUUCGGCUGUUAACUCCUCCGCUGGAGCUGGCAGCGGUCAUCAACAGCAUAAAAUUAAAACCAAAAAAUUGGAACAUAAAAUCAAUCUAAUGGCUGCCAUAGAAGCGGCCACCUCCUCAUCCACUUCAUCGGCUGAAGAAAGUGGCGUUGAGCUGGGUGGCAGUGGACGCCAUCAUGAAUGUGACGACACGGCCGCCUCACCAUUGGUACCAACAUCAUUGAUCUCGGCAGCUGGCCUAACGGCAACUGCCUCCACAUCUGUACUCCCCAUGUCCAUGGCAGCAAUGGUGGCGGCUGGGGGUGCCGGUGCUGCACCUUUAACCCUCAACGCAACAGCAGCGGGGGCUUUAAAAAAGAAAACCAAAAGACGUAAGAGAUAAGAAUUAGCCAUUUGUUUGUUUUGUAUUUUUUGUUUAAUAUUUUUCUAUUACCUGUAUGUGGUGUAUUUUGGCCACAUAUUUGUUGCGGUUAACAAUCCUCCUUCGCCAGUUGUCAUCAAGGUGGUGGAGGAGGAGGAGCAGGGGGAGCAUAAUAAUGUUUAUCAUCGUCAUCAUUAUGCAAGCGAUGGCAGCAGCAAUGGUCAUAAUGAUGGUGAUGGUGAUACUGUAAGAAGUGAUAGAAGUAGUAGCAAUAGUGAUAAUCUUAAGAAUACUAAUGAAAAUAAUUAUCCUUCUUAUUCUUCUUCUUCUCAGAGAGUCCUUGAAGAUCCUCGGCGGGCAGUUGAAACGGAAUGAUCCAAAUGUAUUUUGAGAAAAUAUUUAUUGUGUUAUUGAAAACAAUUUGUGUAAUUUGGUAACCAGAUUAAUCAGCAUGUGCUGAUUCUAAUAAGAUUGGUCUGAAACCAACUACGGAAGACAGUAGUAAUGUGCCUAAAAGUUCCGUAGUUUCCAGAAUGCAAUUUCAAAUAUAAGGAAGUCAAACCUGAAAAAGAUUAAACAAGAGAGUAAUGAGUUAAAUAUUAAAUAAUGUAAUUUUGAAUAGCUCUAAACGUUUGGUCUAAUUCUAGGUUUUAGUAUACACUAGCGGUGCUUUGUCAAGAAUAGCAAAAUAGUAAAAGAACCAAAAAGAAGGGAACCAUUGGAAAAUUGUCUAAAUGUGAAAUAUGACCAUAAUAAAACCUACGGAAUGUACAGAAGUUUUUAUGAAUGCAAAAAUGAAUCAGAUUAAAGUAAACUUCUUUUACGAAAUCGGGCCGAAAGGGCCUACAGAAAGUAAUAAGGGGAUUCAAAAAUGAAAAGCCCUAUCUCAAAUGCUAAUACAGGGUUGCCCAUAUUCGACGGACCUUUGGGCCCAUUCCAAUUGACGAGGCUUGUCCGCAGGCAACAUUCUUUGCGUCAAUUGAAUUUUGUUCGGGAACAAAUGCAAGUCAAUGCGAAUAAUCAGUUGUAAAGUGGACCGAGCCAUGCCCAACUGCUGAGAACGGCGUUUUUGGGAUGUUCUUGGGGACCUCUCAACACUGGCUCGUACGGCAGCGAUAUUCUCGGCCGAUCGCCUUGGUCGACUUUUAUAUGGCCUCUUCGGAGCGAGAUUUCAGUCGAAAAUAAUUAUAUUGCUUCAAUAAUUAGAGAAUGUGAAUUUCGUUAAGAGAAAAAAUUUAAUUAAAGUAUUAAAGUAUGCAGUUUUUUCCUGAUUAGAAUUGAUCUGCAUUUGGCAAAUAUAUGUUAACUUUUUCCAUCACUUUCAAUCUGGCGAGAAUUUGAUGGGAUAUAUAUAGCUUCCUCUUCCUCCAUAAUUUCAAAUACAAUUUGUAUUGACGUCAAUUUGACGACAUUUAGAGAGAGAGAGCAGAUCAAAUGCUAAUACAAUAUAGCCACAAAUUUAAAUGAGGGAAAUACCAUUCGUUUCGCCCAAAAUAAUUAUUAUGCUUGAAUAAUUUGGGAGUGAGAACUCAAUUUAGAAAAAACACAGCUCCUAAAAGUAUGCUAUUGCAUACUGUAGCAAGAAAUCUCUGUCUUUGACAAAGGUGUUGCAAUAUUCUCAAAUCGCAGAUCAUUUGAUUGGAUUUAUUUGGGCUAUUAUUAGACUCCAUAUAUUUCGAAAUCAAAUUUUUGGGUUACACAAAAAAUGAAAUAAAACAAUGUUUAAGCCGUUUGAAUCCAGAGUUCUCUGAACUUAAAUUUCUCUCCUACGAUUCUACGAGGAAAAUCGACCUUUAAGUUUGUCAACCCAUUUGGUAUAAUUUGAAUACUUUUGAGAUCCUUUCAAAACAAUUUUUUUGAAUAGAAAGAAAUCUUCCCGUGAUAACAUUUAAAUCCUGGAUUUUAGAUUCGAGGUGUUUUGUAAUCGAUGAAUUGUGUCAGAUUGAGGUACUUUUUGAUUUUUGUGAAAUCUGUCAAAUUUGGUUAUUUAUUUUACCACAUGAUGUGAGAAUCAUAUGUAAAUUUACUAUAUCGCAAUUACAUCUAACAUACUUUUGAGCGUAAUGCUGUAUAACAAACGUUUUUAAAUUUAUACUAUACUUAUAUGAUGAAUGUAUUAAUUUAUGCUACACUAGAAAUCGUGUAGCGUGUAUUUUCAUUCGAAAAUAGUUGGAAGCACCUCAAAGUUUGCUAUAUAAAUGACAAAGUUAAAUGUGAUUUAGUUUCCAUCAAUCAUUUGGUUCCAGAUAUCAGAUACAGCUCUGAAAUAAAUGUAUCAAAUUUUGUCAAGAUCGGUUGAGAUUUGGAUAUAUCUCCUAAGCAUAUCUUCAACCGAUUUCGGCUUAAUUAUGCACCAAAUGACCAAUAUCAGUCCAAAAGUCCUGAAUGUUGGUGCGUGCGACCGAAUUCAGUCUGAAGCAAGUACAUCGAAUUCGGAGUAAAUCGGUUGCCAAAUUUUGUCGAGAACGGCUAAGAUUUGGAUAUAGCUCCCAUAUAUGUCCUUAAUCCGAUUUUAGGUUUGUUGUGCAAAUUAUGGCUUAUAUCAGUCCAAUUGUCCUUAAUAUGUCCUUAAUCCGAUUUCAGGUUUAUUGUGCAAAUAAUGCCUAAUAUCAGUCCAAAUGGAGUGCAUUUCGGGACAUACGUUUCCAUUUUGUGCAGCUUGGGCCCGAUAUAUAUUUUUUAAUAUAAUCCAUCUCCAAGUGAUAUCAUGCACUCUAUGGCAAACUAUAACUGCUCUUAAAGCCAAAUGUUAAUAGGUGGUAUGAUCUACUUAAAAUAUUUAUUUUUUUUACGGGAGCUGUACUAAAUAUGCAUAGGGUAUCAUAAAGUCGGCCACGCCUUUUAUUAAAAAAAAUCUGGUUAAAAAAGAUCAAAUUUAUGUUCUGCAUCAUUCUAAAAAUUGUAUCUAUUUGGAUAUUUUGUGCUGAAAAUGAGCCAUGUGGAUUCAAACUUUGAAAUUGCUCCCCGUUUCGGGACAAAACCCUCCAUUCAGAAAAUUAUUUGCACUUUUAAAUAUUGAUUUAUACUAAGGUACUGUAAGGUGUUUCUAAACCCUCAAUCGAUUUGUAUAUGGACUUAGUUUCAUGUUCUAAACAUUUUUUGGUAUGUUUGGAAAUUUGUCCAUAUUUUGUGGUAUCGAGUAACAUUUUCAAAUCGAUUCAAUUGAAAAUUAUCAUUUGGAACCACUAAUGGGAAAAGACUUGUCAUGAAAAAAAUGUUCAAUGUGACUUUAAGUUUUGCUACGACCCCAUAGAAGGGGUAUGCAAUUUUUACGUAUAGUCUAAAAUGAUUAUUUCGAUUAUUUAUUGUUCUUCUACAUCUUGGAACUGAAAAUUCAGGACCCAUUCAUUUUCAAUAAUACUAAUAAAUAUUUUCUCCAAAAAAAAAGGAUCGUUAAUUAUAAGUCAAUUCUAAAAUGAUUUUUUUCAAGUUUACCGACAUGUUCUCCUUUUCUCAAUAUAUCUGAAAAAAAAUACAUUUAUUGUACAUUUACAAUAUUUAAAUUUUAAUGUUUAUAUAAAUCAGGACUUGAUUUAUUUUCAAUAAUAUUUAGAAAUAUUUUCUCAAAUCAUAGAGGAUCUUCAAUUACAGGACUUUUUAUAUAUAAUUUUAAAUACUUUCAAAAUUGAGUCCAUUAAAAAUAUAUAUAUUCUAAACUUAUUUUUUCAAGUCUGCCAUCAUAUUUAUAAUUUUUUUUUUUAAUUUUCACAAAAAAUACAAAAACAAACAAAUCGUUAGGAAAUGUUGUGAUCAUUUAUAUUUUUCAAUUUCGACGAACUAGGUUUUUGAUUGAUAAAUUCUAAUUAUAAGAAAACAAAAAAAACAAAACGAAACUCAACAAAAAAAGGAAUUAUAAUAUUCAUAAUUGUAUUGUAUUCAUUUUCUCUAUGGGGAGCACUAAAAAUUAAAAAAUAUAUAUAAUACUGUUUUUACUAAUAUUAAAUUUAACAAUUUUAGACAAGACAACAAGCUAUGUUAAAACCAAUAGAUAUUUAAAAUUUAUGAAAUAAAUUUAAAGAAAAUAAUAUCGACAACCAUAGAAGAAAGGCACAUUAUUUUCAUUUAAGAAAAAAAAAAAAAAUAAGAAAACUCAACAGCAGCAUCUUCAUAAAUAUAAGUAAAUAUAAAUAAUAUAUAUAAAAAAAGUAUAUAUAAAUAUUAAUAAUUAUGUAUUAAAAGGCCUAUAUCUAUGUAUGCGAAACAUGUACAGGGUGUUGCAAAAUGGGUGUACCGUGGUGGAAUGGAAAAUAACAAUAUUAGGAUUCAUUAAAAAAACAUUUUUUUUGGAUUGAUAUUUUAUUGAGAGAAAUCUCCCCCAAAAUUUAUAAGACUUGGUUCACAAAAAGGGUUGUUAAUAAAACCUUCAAUAUAUAGGGUGAGAUAAAAAACUGUAACAAAGUCAAACGCCAUAACUUUUACUCUUUUUUUUUAAAAAAUUUUAUUGCAUGAAAGCAAAAAAUGUCGGAAAUAGCAUCAAAUUUUAGAAUUAUGUUUAGAUUUGUUCGAAUUGGUCACCUUUGACCCGAAUUAUGGUCUACAAACGGCCAAUGAAACCGUCACACACUGCCUGAAUGUUACUCUGCGGUCUUUUGGCCCAUUCCCGGCAAAGCGCUUACUUGAGGUGAUCGACACUUUGGUACUUUUUAGUGCCAACCUUGCUUUCCAAAAUAAUCCAGACACAAUAGUCGAACGAAUUGGUAUCCGGAGAUUUUGGUAGUCAUUGUGCGAGGCAAAUGAAGCAGGGAACCUAAUUUUGUAACAAUUGUUGGGUGGCGCGUGCUGAGUACGAUGGUGCUGAGUCGUGUUGGAAUGUCCAAGGCCUGCGGCCAAAAUGGUUUCGUGCCCAAGGCUUUAAUACACCCUCCAGAAUAUUUUCGCGACCAUAUUCGUCAUUUAUUCUGAUGCCACGGUCGAUAAAUACGAGCGGAGAGCGACCAUCGGCUGUUAUGACGGCCCACACCAUCACCAUGGCCGGCGCUUGAGUUUUGGUGGCCAAGCGAAGGUGCACAUUUUCAGCUGAUCUCUUUGGCAAGUAAACACGACCAUUUUGUUUCUUUACAACGAAUGUUUUCUCAUCGGAGAAAACCAAAUUCGGCAGUUCACCACUUUGGCCAAGCAAAGCGACUCUUUAGCUCUUCUGAGUCUAUUUUCUUUCUGCUGCGGUGUAAGUUCUUGCACAUGUUGGAAUUUCAUUGGUUUUACCCCGAGCUCAUUUUUCAAUAUUUGCCGAAUGGAACAUUGCGAUAUGUUUAGCUCACGAGCCAUUUUUCGGCCACUGCGACGCCGGUUUCGAUCAAGUAGCUUCUUUACAUUUCGAAUCAUUUCUGCUGAUGUUGCCGUUUUCCUCCGUCCACUUCCUUGACGUCGGGCUACGCUACGCUAGUAUCACGGUAAUGAGCAAUGGUACGAGACACAAAAGAUUUAUUCACAUUUAAAUGCUCUAAAGGUGUGCUCUAACGAUAGCCACUUGUGGUUCAGUCAAAUAUAAAGAAAUCACAGUAUCACGCUUGAAUUCCGCUUGAAUAACAUUUUUUCUGGAAAAUUCUCACCAAAAUGCUUUUGUACGCUUGUUAACAAUAUAAGGAUCUGUUACUGGAAUAAUUUUAACAGCUGUCGGACGAAUGGCUUAGAAAUGACAGCAAUCUGAAGUUGGUUGCCAUUUUUUUUUUUCAUUUCACCCUGGAUAUUCUGAAUCAGCGUAAAAUUUUAAGUCGAUCUAGCGAUGUUCGUCUGUCUGCCUGUUGUAAUCACGCUAUCUUUCGAACCAAUUGAGAUAGAAGCCUAAAAUUUUGCAUACAUAUAUAGCUUAGCAGUAGGCAGGUUAAGUUCGUAAAUGGACCAUAUCGGUCCACGUUUCGUAUAGCCCUAUUUUAAUGAUUUUCGCGACAUUAUUUACCGGAAUUUUUUCGAAUUUCGUAUUUGAAGUACAUAAUGGGUACUAUAGCCUAUGACAAAAAUGUUUGUAUGCAGGUCCAAAUCUUCGUAUAGCCCUUAUAUAACGGUAGUUCCCGAUAUUCGGUAUUUGGAUGAUUUCAGCAACAUUAUUCACCAGAAUCGUUUGAAAUUUCGUACUGGAAGAUCCAGAUGUUUACUACAACCUAUGGCAAAACAUUUCGUAUGGAGGUCCACGUCUUCGUAUGUACUUCCACGUCCAUAUGACUGUACUUCCCGAUACUCCAUAUUUUCAUGAUUUUUACGACAUUAUUUAUCGAAAUUAUUUCGAAUUUCGUAUUUGAAGUUCGUAAUGGGCAUUACAGCCUAUGACAAAAAAUGCCGUAUGCAGGUCCUCGUCUUCGUAUAGUCCCCAUAUAACGGUUUUCAUUUAAGUGGAAGUUUUCGGAUUUUUUUUUUUAGAUUUUUCAAGUUUCUUCGAAAAUUUGGAGGGUAUUAAAAGUUCAGUCCGGCCGAACUUAGCUAUUUUUUUACUUGUUUCUAAAUGUCUUUUAGUCUCAUUGACAUUUUUCGAUAUAAUUUCCUUUGUUGAAUAUUUCCUCCUGCAUCCGUACAAACCUAUUUUGACACACCCUGUGUAAUUGUAAAAAACACUAGUUUAUAUUAAUAUAUUAUUAAAUAUAUAUAUUAAAAUAAACAUGUAAUGAAAUUAAUGAUUUUAACAAAGUUCAAAUUAAAAAUAAUGCAAAGAAAAUCACACAAAAAAUCUAUGCUUAACAACAAAUAUUUUUAAGUUUAAAAUAAUUUUUGUCUCUCUCUCUCUCUCUCUCUCUCUAAUUCUCUAUUGAAAAUAGCUUACUCUGCUCUACUUUUUGGUAGCAAAAAACAAUCAAUGACUCAACUUUUUUUGUGUGUGUUUUAUUCUCUAAUAAGAUAUUAUUGAAAUGUAUACAAGUUGUUUAUUUUUUUUUAUUUUGUAGUAAUUUAUUUAAGUAGUUAAAAUAAUUAUCGUUUUUUAUAUUUUUUUGUAAUUACAUUAGAAAUUGUCAAAUCAUGUGUUAAACAAUAAUUGCGCUACAGUAUUUAUGAGUCUAAUCCUGUCUUUUAUUAUUUUUUAAAAA